This is a messenger RNA of Solanum dulcamara, 741 nucleotides long. Its product is annotated as putative pentatricopeptide repeat-containing protein At1g12700, mitochondrial. The transcript has a single exon. The record is from RefSeq and is a predicted model, not a curated record. Bases 1 to 741 code for a protein of 246 amino acids. Gene Ontology annotation, molecular function: protein binding. NCBI's taxonomy places the organism in Eukaryota, Viridiplantae, Streptophyta, Magnoliopsida, Solanales, Solanaceae.
AUGAGAAUUUCUAAUUCUUAUUCUUCCUUUCAUAUUUCCCAUUCUUACUCUUCACCUUCACGCACUACUAAAGUAAAGGGUAAAGUUGGGUUGAAUAAUAGCAAUUUUGAGUGUUUAGAUGAUGCAGUUACUCUCUUCAAUCAAAUGGUUACAAUGAAACAUCUUCCCUCAGUUGUCGAUAUCUCUAAAUUGUUUAAAAAUAUGAUAAGUAUGGAAUAUUACUCUGCUGUCCUUUCUCUUUUUGGAGAAAUGCAGAAAUUGGGUAUCCCAAUUAGUGUUUUCAUCUUGAAUAUUGUGAUUAAUAGUUAUUGUUUGAUGGGUUGUUCUGAUUGUGCAUUUUUGGUGUUACCCAUUUACUUAAGGAGUGACAUUCUGUUUACUCCCGUCACCUUUACCACUCUAAUAGGGGGAAUGUUUUCUGAAAAUAAGGUCAAAGAUGCAAUUGAAUUGUUCAAGAAAUUGGUGAGAAAGAAAAUUUGUGAGCCCGAUGAAUUCAUUUAUGCAACCGUCAUAAAUGGGCUCAACAAAAGUGGUCAUACUCAAAAAACUUUUAAUUUGCUCCGUUUAAUGGAACAAGGGAAUACUAAGCUCAACAUAUAUAUCUACAUCAUUGUUGUUGAUGCCCUUUGCAAAGAUGAAAACUUAAAUGCUGCUAUCACUCUUUUGAAUGAGAUGAAGCAGAGAGGUAUUCCUUCAAAUGUAUCGCUGGUUUGUGUAGGAUUGGUCAGUGGGAAAAAGUAA